CGCAUCGGCCUUCCCGCCGCCAUGGCUGCACAUCGGGUUUUGCAGUCCGGAGACCUCCUCCAACAAAUUUUCAGUCACCUCGAUCCUCACUCGUCUCCGUGGCACAAUCGCUCGCACUGCAGAGGAACACUGUCGUCGUGUGCUCGUGUCAACAAGGCUUUGUCCACUUCUGCUGUGUCCGUUCUCUGGAGGCACAUGUACAGCCUUCUCCCGUUAUUCAAGGUCCUGUCGUCCUUCCAGAAGGUGAAUAUCAUCGGCGAUGACUCUGACUCUGACGAGGCCGGCGGCGACUUGAACGCCAGAGCACAAUAUGUGAGUUAGACGAUUGUCUUUUUGUGCAUCCGUGAAUGAGUAUACCUCGUCAGCGCCUACUUGGCCAACUCCUGCC
This is a messenger RNA of Fomitopsis serialis, 388 nucleotides long. RefSeq lists its product as uncharacterized. Gene Ontology annotation, molecular function: protein binding. The coding region runs from base 22 to 321 and encodes 99 amino acids. Lineage: Eukaryota; Fungi; Basidiomycota; Agaricomycetes; Polyporales; Fomitopsidaceae. The transcript has a single exon. The record is from RefSeq and is a predicted model, not a curated record.